Molecule: messenger RNA, 1071 nt
Organism: Pocillopora verrucosa
Lineage: Eukaryota; Metazoa; Cnidaria; Anthozoa; Scleractinia; Pocilloporidae
Source: RefSeq, a predicted model, not a curated record
AUGCCUCCUUGGGUCCUAAAAGAACUUUCCCUUCUUGCUUUCUCCUUUUUCUGGUCUGGCAAGCGUGAAGUAGUCUCGCGCUCUGUUGUUGUCCAACCCUCGCUGUUUGGUGGUUUUUCGGUGGUCAAUGUCAAGCUUAAAGUCUGGGCUCUUCUCGGUCAAUGGGUGAGGAGGUUCGCCUCCUCUUUUUCUGGCUGGGUUUCCUUCAUGUCAUUUUGGUUUAAUCUUCAUUUUGGUGCUUCCUCCCUUGACGUUUUUUCCCGGCCGUAUUCUUAUAACCCCAGGGUCUUGCCACCCUUCUAUAGGUCUCUCCUUUUUGCUUGGCGCGGUCUGGAUGGGUCUUUUUCGGUGUCUCGUGAUGCCCUGGUCUAUGGUGCGUCUUCCGCUCAUGUCUGUUCCCCCGUGUCGAUUUCGAGUACCAAGGCCUGUUACUUGUUCCUUUUGUCCGAAAGUAUGGUCUCUCCUCAUUGUGUGGAGAAGUUUGCUGGGGUCUAUGGUGCUCUUGAUUGGCCGGCCACUUGGCGUUCCCUUUUCUUUUUUGAUCUGGGCCGUCAGGUGUCCGACCUGAGUUGGAAGGUUGCUCACGGUGUCCUCUAUACAGCGCAGCGUCUUGGGUCUUUCGGGUUGCCAGUUCCUCUCUCUUACUUUUGUGGGGCUCCUGCGGAAUCCUUGGAGCAUCUUUUCUUUUCUUGUCCAUUGGCUCAGAGUGUUUUGUCUUGGCUUCAAUCUUUGCUGUUUGCUUUUUCCCCUAUGUUUCCGGUUAUUUUGUGUAGGCAUGUUCUUUUUGGUUUUAAUUCUGAUGAGUUGCGUGUCAUGCCUCGUAUUUUUGUGUAUUUGCUCAACUUGUCGAAGUUUCUGAUCUGGCAUUCCCGGAAUGACUUUAGGUUUCGCGGUAUCCAUCCUGGCGCUGCCGAGGUCAUCAUGAAGGCUAAAGUGCGCGUGAGGUUCAACAUCCCGCUCUUUUUCAAGCGCUUCAUGUCCUCUCGCCGCCGUCGGUACUUUCAUAGGCAGUGGGGUGCUCGUGGUGUCGUUGCGUCUGUUGUCGAUGGUUGUUGUUUGGUGAAUAUCUAG